Messenger RNA from Cicer arietinum (chickpea), 1178 nucleotides. RefSeq names its product derlin-1.1-like. The record is from RefSeq and is a predicted model, not a curated record. NCBI's taxonomy places the organism in Eukaryota, Viridiplantae, Streptophyta, Magnoliopsida, Fabales, Fabaceae.
CAUGAUCUCUUCUUUCAUAAUGACCCACCUUGAAUACUUCAUCUUUGGAAUUUCCAAAUUAAUAUUUAAACAUAUCUUCCUUUCUUCAAUUUCUUGUGCUUCAUGUUAAGUUUUUGCACUACCAACACUUAUUUUGUUAGAAAAUGUCUACACCAGCAGAAUACUACCGGUCUCUACCACCUGUGAGUAAGAUCUAUGGAGUGACAUGUUUGAUGACAUCUGCUGCAUAUUAUCUAAAUCUUUAUAACGAAGAGAACAUAGCUCUGUUUUAUGGUUUAGUGUUUAAACGCCUUCAGGUUUGGAGGCUUAUCACAAAUUUCUUCUUUCUUGGACCAUUUUCAUUUCCAUUUGCAUUUCGUUUGAUAAUGAUAGCAAGAUAUGGUGUUUCACUAGAAAGAGGGACAUUUGAUAAGAGAACCGCAGAUUAUGCUUGGAUGUUGAUAUUUGGUGCACUCUCACUUCUGGUGAUGGCUGUUGUGCCAUAUUUAUGGUCACCAUUCAUGGGAAUUUCAUUAGUUUUCAUGAUUGUCUAUGUUUGGAGCCGUGAGUUUCCAAAUGCACUCAUCAACAUCUAUGGCUUGGUGUCACUGAAGGGCUUUUAUCUCCCAUGGGCUUUCCUAGCUCUAGAUUUGAUAUUUGGAAAUCCUUUAAAGCCAGACAUUCUAGGGAUGGUUGCAGGACACCUAUAUUAUUUCCUAACAGUGCUUCAUCCUCUUGCUGGUGGAAAGUUCAAGCUCAGUACUCCUUUCUUGGUUCACAAAAUAGUGGCAUAUUGGGGAGAGGGUACUCAAAUAAAUGCUCCAGUGCAAUCUAAUCCAUCAGCUGGAAUUAUAUUCAGAGGAAGAAGUCAUCGUCUUGGUGGAACUCAAACAACAACAACAAGCAAUGUGUUAACAAUGAAAAGAGGAAGAAAGAGGAAGAAGAGAAAACAACCACUCUAGGGUUUCAUAUCAUAUAAUAAACCAAAACUGAAGUUAAUAGGGUUACACUGAGUAUAUAUAUAAGAAAAUAGAAUUGUCUAGAAUUGUCUAAAAUACCCUUACUACUAAUAUAUAAUAAUAUUAUCUAACAUCUCCCCUCAAACUCACGAUGCAUUAACAUGGAGCAUCGAGAGUUUGUCAACUAAAAAAAACGAAAACGUUUAAUGGAAUGCAUCUUUGUGAACAAAUCAGCAAUCU